UUUUAUUUUUAAACGACAAUAAAUUCGGUCAACAUGUGAUGAUUGAACUUAACGCCAGUCCAGCUUCUCUAACAGUACUCGAAGUCGAAUCCAAUGUGUCUAAGCGACUGUUAAAAACAACGUCAUUGGACGACAGUAGGAUUCAAAACACAGUCUCUGCCCUAAAUUUUGGAUUGUGAUAACCGUGUAAAGAAGAUUUCAGGAUGGGUUCUCAACAGUUCUGUUUACGUUGGAGCAAUCAUAAUAGCAACAUGCUAGCAAUGUUUGAAGGGCUGCUUUGUAACGAGGCUCUCGUGGAUGUGACUUUGGCAUGCGAAGAUGAUAGUUUGAAGGCUCACAAAAUGGUGUUAUCUGCGUGUAGUCCAUUCUUUCAAAGUCUCUUCAUUGAUAACCCCUGUAAGCAUCCGAUUGUGAUUUUGAAAGAUGUGAAAUAUUCUGAGCUCAAGAGUAUCAUUGAUUUCAUGUAUCGGGGGGAAGUUCAUGUUUCCCAGGAGCAUUUAUCAUCCUUGCUUAAAACUGCUAAGUUUUUAAAAGUGAAGGGUCUUGUGGAAGUGACAUCCAGUAAUCGUUAUAUGAAUCUUCAAAAGCAAAAAAUGUCAGGACAACAGGAAAAACAAUUACAAAGGGUUGACUCGAUGACUGAGUCUCUAGAGCCUAUUUCAUCACAAUCACUGAGAAUCGUUAAUAGUUAUUCAACCUUUCAGGCUCAUCCUCAGUCUGGUAAAAUUGCUGUUCAGAAGAUUAAAAAGAAGCGUGGAAGACGACGUAAAACCGAUCCUUCUUUCUCAGUUAGUACUAGUAAUUUCAGAGAUAGUACUGGGAAGCCCCAAACAGAUAUUUAUGCUAAACGCCCUAGAGAAGAUAGCACUGAACUUAAUAGUACAGCCCCAAGAGUAACCCGACCCAGGCGUAAUGCAAAAAAAACAUCCUUGGACUCUCAGAAUUUUACAGACACCUCUCUGACUGACAGUUCUGAGAAUGAAGAAAACACUGCCGCAGAUUGGAAUGAUCAGAAUCAGAUUUAUUCUGAGAGAGCUCAUAUACAGGAUGACGAGGGAAGAGGAAUUACUAUAGGUGCAAUUAUUAAAAAUCCAGUAGAUAACAUCUUAGCCUUACCUUCAACAAGUACAGACCGAAAUGACUUACCAGCAAUGCAGUUUUCAGACCAAUUGCCAGAAGAGAUGGGUAGUAAUGCAUUCCUCACUUCGUCUGUUAAUACAUCAGAGAUAAAUAUGGGUGUUGAAGAUCCUAGUGAACUGCAAGAUAUAAAGCCACCACCAAAACUGCUGGCUUUUGAAGAACCUCCUCUACUCUCAAAUCCUGAAGUGAACCUUCAGAUGAGAAAGGAAUCUGCAAACAAGAGUUUGUGUACAUCAGAAGAACAGAUGGAUCUUCCAGUAUUUUCAGUUCAAGAUCCUUCCAGUUUGUGCAUGAUUUCUCCAAAAGUUGUAAAGAAGAAGAGGAGACCAGAAUGUCCAAACUGUGGGAAAAGUUUCUACGAUAAGAGUACAUUGAACAGACACAUUAUUAGAAAAUGUCCAAUCUGAAAACUUACCCAGUUGAUCAUUCUUUUGAGUACAAUUAAUAACCACAUCAGCAUUUGUAAAAAAACAUAAAAAGUUUUCACUUUUGACUUAGUUAGUGAAGUAUUUUAUUCAUUGAACUACCAAAACUUGAUUUACUGGAACAAAAUAUGAUUUAGGAAUAAGAAACGUAUCACAGAUUGAAAUCAUUGGUGAAUAUACACACUAGGAAUUGACUUGUAAUACAAGUAAAUGAUGUGUUUUUGUUUCUUAAAAAGUAAUAUUUUGUAAAUUUUAAAUGUUGAUAUAAUUAUCCAUGAAGAUAAGGUUUUGAAUUUGUUUUUUCAACUCUCUCUGAAUUUUUAACUUUUCUUUUUGGAAGAAACAUUGCAAGAUAGAGUGUUAUUAAUACAAAUAGGAUCGUGUGAUCAGUACUACAGUUUGUCAUUUUGCCCCUUACUUGGGUCAAAUUCGUCGCUCAUCGUCUUGAGUUUUUAUUGUAUAAACUUUGUGACCUGUCCAAACCAUUAAUCUGUGUUCUUCUAACCAAGAGUGUGAGUGUAGGUAAGAGGUAUCACAAUAGAUGUGUAUAGAAUUUUAAUACAAAAGGAGCCAAUCAGAGACAAGCUAAAGGUUAGCAACUAGUCUACCUUGCUAUGUACCUGUUGGGUCAGUGACCUAAAAAGGCCUAAUAUAUACCAAUGAAAAGACAAGAAAAUAGACUGGCAGCACUAUAGCUAUUAAGUCAUGACAGUCCUGAAGUCUUGGUUGCAGGUGAAUGGUGGUGAAACUUCAAGAAUGAGUAACAGAAAUAAAUAAAUAUUGUAAUAUAUACUGUAGGUGAGUAAAGACUGUAGCCUGGAUCCCAUGUACAUAAUCAUGUUAAACAAGUACUAACUGACAGGUAAGUAGAUUGUUUAUUAAAUAACCUUUGACAAUGAUAUUGUCAUUAAAUAAAAUAUUUUUUGGGCAUAAUUUUGAUCAGUCAUGGUGUUUACAUCAACAGGAGUUGUAUAUUACAAUUAUGAAUGUUUUUUUUUUUACAGAAUUGAUGUGAUUUUUUAGUCAAUGUUAGUAUAUUAUAUGAUCGGUUAGCAUAUGUUAGUGUACUAUGUGAUUGGUUAAUUAGAGGUGGCUGAGUAUGUGAUUGGGUAAUCAGUGGUGGCUUAUUAUGUGAUUGGACAGUCAGUAUUACUGUAUUUUAUGAUAGGCUUCUCUGUGGUGACUGAUUGGUCAAAAGAGAUGGUUUAUUAUAGAACUGGCUGAAAGGUUUUAGUACACUGUAUGAUUUGUCAGUCAGUUAUCAUAUAACUGGUCAUAAGUAACCAUGCUGUGAUAAAUUUUUAUGGAUGUUUAGGAUCAACAAUUACGUAGCUUUUCUGAAAGUAACAUAAUUAAAAGAUUAUAUACAAAAGUGAUUAUUUCUUUGUUUUAUUAUGUAUUUAGACUUUUUUUUUUAUAAAACAAUUAAGAUACUUGUGAGAACAUUGGAUAAUUCCUGGUGUAUGUCACUAUUUAGUUUAAAGAUUAGUAAGUGGUCUUGCUGAAAUAAAGAAAAUAGUUACAAAUGUUCUCUCUACAAAUUAAUUUCUGGAGACUUAAAGACUUUUUUCUUACAUUAUGUUUUAUAUAUUUAGUUAUAUCAGAAUUACUUGUUUUAGAAAACUAUACAGAAACUUAAUGUAUAACAUCACUGUUGUGUUCUGCAUCAUAUUUUGGAAAUUAGAUCAAAUGUGUGAAGAAACACAGUUUUCCAAUUCUGCACCUUGUGAUUAUUGUAUGCCUAAUCAUACAUCAUAAUACAUUUAGCAUCUGCCAAGCCAAGAAACUAAGCACUCAAGUCUUUUUUGUUUUGUUUUUUACAGAACAUUCUUUACUUUCAAUGCAUUGAAAAACUUUUAUAUAGUGUUUUUUUUUAAAGCUUUACAGUAUUAAAAGCUGCAUAUUUAGACAAUAAAAAAUGUUUUAGACCAAUGUUUUUCAACCAUCAAUCUGUGGACUGGGACUGGUCCAUCACAGCCAUGUCCAUGGGAUUCCACAAAAACAAAUACACAAAAAGUGACAGAAUAUUCACACGGUUAUCGAUAUUUAUUACUGUACUUGCAUUUCAAUGGUCUGAAACAUUUUAGGGAGGCAGUGAGCCGGUCCCUGGUAUUGAAAAGGUUGAGAAACACCAAUUUAGAUUUUUCUUUUGUGGACAUGUUUCAGUCACAGAAAAGAGAGUGUAUGUAUUUAUAUUGAUAAACUGGACAGUGUUUUCAAUCAUUUUACAGUGGUACCAGAAAAUUACUUUGUACAGAGUUCUUGAAAUGUUUCUUUAUCACAAGCUCUGUUCUGCAUUAAGGAUUUACUUAAUGUAUCCUUCCUAGUUAAAAUAUUUAGAAAAUUAAUUUCAUCAGUAUGAUAAGUUCUUGAUGUUGAAGAAAAGGUUUGAGAUAUUAGUAAAAGUACUUCUGAACCUGUGUUGUAUACAUUUUCUUUAUUUUUCAUAAAGUAACUCCAUUACUUAUGGCAAGGCAAGCUCGUAUUGCUAAUAUAUUUAGGAUAGUAAUUUCAAUCUGGAAUCAAUUUAUUAUACUAGGAUACAUUUAUGAAUGAUUUUUUAUCUUUUUUUUUUUAGUUCCUUAGAUUCUAGUAAACAUUCUCUCAAUUAAAAAACAAAAAUACAAUUUUCUGUAAAUAAAACUUGUACAAGAGAGAGAAAGGUUGAUGAUAGGAGAAGAAAUAAGAGAACAUAAAAGUAACCUAUGAUAAAUUACCUGAAAAGAAUGAAAAGUUGACUAAUGUGAGAGUGGAAAAAUAAAGAGUUAACUGAAAUUGUUAAACUUUUUUUUUUUUGUUUUCACACUAAUUUCCUUUAUAUUUACACUAUAGAGUUUACCUUUUCCAUAUUUGUUAGACAAUUUACAUAAAUUUGGAAAUAUGAAGAAUUUUUCACAUUGUGUAUGGGACCUAGUUUUGGGCCAUAUUAAAUUGUGUUUAAUGUUUUCUUAUAAUCUUUGAUCAUGUUUAAAGUUAUGCCUUUGUUGAAGAAAGAAAAGGAAUUUGAUAUAGAUCAUAAUAUUGGGAACAAUACUAGGGUGAGAUGGUGAUGUAUCCCUUUCCUGUAUGAUUUACUUUGGUUUCAGUUUUGGUUAGAAUUUGUGUAAUUGCACCAAAUUGCAGAUGUAUUUGUAUCAAACUAUUCUUCAGCUUGUCUUCAUUGAUUUUGUGUAUCAGUGACAUUUGUGAAUAAAUGACAUUUCUUCAAAUUUUUUUCUUCCUUAAGAAAUG
Messenger RNA from Limulus polyphemus (Atlantic horseshoe crab), 4796 nucleotides. RefSeq names its product protein tramtrack, beta isoform-like. The transcript has 5 exons. Gene Ontology annotation, molecular function: protein binding. Gene Ontology annotation, biological process: regulation of transcription by RNA polymerase II. Bases 204 to 1547 code for a protein of 447 amino acids. Lineage: Eukaryota; Metazoa; Arthropoda; Merostomata; Xiphosura; Limulidae. The record is from RefSeq and is a predicted model, not a curated record. Gene Ontology annotation, cellular component: nucleus.